CCAAUUUUGUAAUUUCAAGAAAAAGCAAGGGCCAUAAAACACCGAAAUUGUUUCCUUAAAAACCUCAGCAAAGCCGUUUUUACAACAAAACAAACCCUUACGAAAGAAUAUAAAACUUUCCUAGUUAUGAUCACUAAGAUAGAACGCAUCCUUCAAAUUCUCGUAACUUUUCAACCAAUCAAAACUCAAAAUAUCGGAUCGUAACUCUGACACAAAUUUCUCUUAACCCAGAUUUUUUUCAAUUCUUUUUUGCCUUUUUUUUUUUUGUUGGUUUGGGAUGUUGAAAAAUUCUGUCUUCUGCCACUUUGUUUCUUGGUUUUUCGAGUAGAUUUAAAAAAAAAAAUUUUUUUCGGGUACUUAAACUUUUUUUUUUCCUGGGGAUUUUGGUUGUGGUUAUGAAUAAUAACUGGAGAAGACAAAAAGGUGAAUUUCAUCAUCAAGAAAUGCAAGGGAAAAGAUCAUACAGCAGAAAGACACCACUUGCUACUUGGCAGCCAACUGUGCCAUCAUGGGAGAAGAAGUUUUGCAGUUUGGUAGGCUCUGUUCCAUGGCGGAAGCUUCUGGAAGCCAAGAGGUUUAUGUAUCUUUAUGACAAUGUAGUCCAGUGGAAUGACUCAGCUGGUGAAGAGGCAUUCAAUAAUGCUAAGAACCGGUUUUGGGCUGAGAUUAAUGGUCUUCCCUGUGACAUAAGACUCCCAGAUCCUGAUAGUUAUAUUGACAAAAUAGACUGGGACUCUGAAAUUGAUCCUGAGCUGCUUCUGGACUUGGAGAGAGAGCCCAAUGCCCCUGACGACAAGGAUGAAAAUGAGAAUGUUGUGAUUCUUGGUAAUUCUCUUCUUUUGAAUCAGUCAUUUUCCUGUGGUGGUUGGGGGGAUGCUGAAGAGGGUGUAGUGAAGGAGAAUAAUGUGUCUUCAAAUUGGAAAAGCAGAGACUAUGAAAAUUCUUGGGAGCAUAAUUGUGCUCCCAAUAAUGGCAAUAUGAAAAAUUCUGGAUAUGAGAAGUGUUGGAAUAAUUCUUGGGAAUGGAACCCAAGGGAGAAUAACUAUAACGAGUGUGACAAUAAUGAACCAAACUUUGUGGAUUAUAGUACAGGUAGAGAUUGGGGAGCAUGGGAUGUUACUAGAAGAAAGAGAGAAGGUGCUGGUCAGUACAUGUCAAGGUAUAAAAACUCAAGGUUUUAUGGUGAUAACCGUCAAAAUAAUCGGGGAUGGAGGAAUGUGAGAGGGAGGCAGAGAACGAAUUUUUCGUAUGAACGACCCCCUGUGGAUCCAACACAGUGGAACUCUGUGAAUUAUUGUGGAUGGGCCAAUUAACCAUAAUGAAUUUGGCAAAGGAGCCCCUAUGGAAUAGGGAGAGGCAAGUUUUGUAAGUAUAAAGUUAUAAUAAUAUAGUAUAUAAUUUUGUAGAUUGUAGGUCUCAAUAUUAUUUUAUUUGUUGUUCUGUGUUGGAACGGAUAGCAUAAAAUAGGAUGAUAACAGCUUGGCAAUUUCCCCGUUAUUUUUGGUUUAUGUCCCAGUUUUGUAGUUUGCUUCUUUUGAAGGCUCGACUGAAGUUUGAAUAUUAUUUGUUGUCCUGAGAGUGUUUAGGUGAUAUGUUUGUUAAUUACUCAAAACUGUUUGAUGAAUUAUUGUGACUAGUUGGAUUGCAUGUUUAUCAUCAGAAUUCCGUAGCUUGCAUCCUGAUAGCUCAAAGGGUUUCAAAUGUACUGAAAUCUGUAGGAGCUUCUUGGCUGUCUGAGGAAAAAUGUGAUUUGUUCCAUCAUGGUUUUUGGCAAUUUUUUCUAUUUUUAUUUUCUGUUUAUUGACGUUCUGCAUUUUUCAUUCACUUUCUUACAAAACUAAUCUCUUUUUAAGGGAAAUACCGCUCUGCUUGAUCAAUUGAAUUUUAGGACUCUUUUACCACCUUUGAUGCAUGAAAUUGGAAUUCUUAAGCUUUUCUAGCCCAUGUCUGCUGAAAAGCAUAAUGUAGCAAGCUGCAAAUUUAUUAACUUUUAUAGAGAUAUACACGAAAAUUUUGAUAUUAUUUUACAAGACUUCUGCUAAACAACGAACUGUUUGUGCUGGUUGUUUCACUCAUAUGCGGAAAAAUUCA
This is a messenger RNA of Durio zibethinus, 2091 nucleotides long. The record is from RefSeq and is a predicted model, not a curated record. NCBI's taxonomy places the organism in Eukaryota, Viridiplantae, Streptophyta, Magnoliopsida, Malvales, Malvaceae.